AAACCUCCCCAAGUAAAAGCAAUUCCUCUUCCAAAACAAAAACCAAAACCCCGAGGCAAGUCAUACUCUCUCUCCUCAUAUUCCUCUCUAAGUUUCUCGCCCAACUCCAGGGUUUUCUUUUUCGAUCAAUGACGGGGGAAUUGCAGCUAGAGCCAGCAGGUGCACGAAACCCUAGUGACUCUGAUCCUCUGUUACAAAACCAGGCCGACUCGUUAUCUUCUGCGAGUUCAAGUGAGAUUAGGAGUGAAGAUAUUGAGAAUGUUUCUGCUCCUUGUUGUCGCAUCUGCCUCGAAUGUGAUGGCGAAGAAGAUGAUGAACUGAUAUCCCCAUGCAUGUGCAAAGGCACCCAGCAGUUUGUUCAUCGUUCCUGCCUUGAUCAUUGGCGUUCGGUAAAGGAAGGAUUUGCUUUCUCCCAUUGCACAACUUGCAAAGCGCAGUUUCACCUUCGAGUUGAAUUGUUUGAGGACAACUCUUGGCGUAAAAUAAAAUUCAGGCUUUUUGUGGCAAGAGAUGUGUUUCUUGUGUUCUUGGCUGUACAAACUGUAAUUGCUGCUAUGGGAGGCUUUGCAUAUUUCAUGGACAAAGAUGGGGCUUUUCGGAAAUCAUUCAGUGAUGGUUGGGAUCGCAUACUGUCAAAACAUCCUAUACCAUUUUAUUAUUGCAUCGGGGUGCUUGCCUUCUUCGUGCUGCUUGGAUUUUUUGGGCUUAUAUUGCAUUGCUCCUCCCUCAAUAGCAAUGACCCACGCAUGGCUGGAUGCCAGAAUUGCUGUUAUGGGUGGGGCAUCUUGGACUGCUUUCCUGCAUCUAUGGAAGCAUGCUUUGCACUGGUGGUGGUUUUUGUUGUUAUCUUUGCCAUUUUGGGGAUAGCUUAUGGUUUCCUUGCUGCCACAAUGGCAAUUCAGCGAAUCUGGCAGAAACACUACCACAUUCUUACUAAGAGGGAGCUUACUAAGGAGUACAUAGUAGAGGACCUUCACGGAUCUUAUACCCAGCCAAAACUUGACCCAGAACAUGAAGAACGCUUGAAAGUGAUGAAGCUAUUGUAGUGAUGGAUGGAUAGGUGAAAAGCACGAGAUGUAUUCGAAUCUUUCAAAUUAUUCAGGAUACAAAAGUUAAAAUUUUGUGGAUUGGUCGGCAACUUUAUCAAUAGAGUGAGUGGGGGAAAGAGUGCUGUCCUUUGUCUCUUACAUCUCACAAUCUCACUCUUAAGUCUUACCUCAUUGCUGACUGAAAACGAGGCAAACCAGGCCAGCAGGGAGGUACAUAAAUGAUCUGUGCAGUUAAUAUAUUUAUAUGUAUACAAAUAUGUAUCUCUUUUCCUUGAUGUUUGUCUAACCAGUCACACUUUUAUUAUACUCGUGGCAAUUUCCCUUGCCUUUGAAUACCCUCGUCCUGUUAAUAAUCCGUACGUUCUUAAGUUAUAUCUAUGCUCAAAUUGGAUAAUGAAUUUUCA
Messenger RNA from Theobroma cacao (cacao), 1453 nucleotides. Its product is annotated as RING/FYVE/PHD zinc finger superfamily protein. The record is from RefSeq and is a predicted model, not a curated record. Gene Ontology annotation, molecular function: zinc ion binding. NCBI's taxonomy places the organism in Eukaryota, Viridiplantae, Streptophyta, Magnoliopsida, Malvales, Malvaceae.